AUGCAGCCUUGGCAAAGCCUCGCCUGCUUCUUUAUACUCGUGACCCGAGCUGCAGCGAGUGGUAUAGAGGGCUACGGCCUCACCUCAUACGAUCCUCUCUGCGCCGAAACAUGCCUACGGUCUCUGUCGUCUCUUUUGCUGUCUUGCAGCGAACACGGCGAUGGUCAUGGACACAUGAUGAUGGCCAUGGUCACCACGCCAGCCUGUCGCGCCAACGAUACCGCUUUCCUCACGUCAACAACGUGGUGUCUCAGUGUAAAAUGCGCUGAUCAGCACGUCUCCAAGCUCGAGGCUUACUGGGAAGAAUGGGUUACGGGUGAUAAGGACGUCGUUCCAAAAUGGACUUACUCCGAGGCUCUUGCUGAGGUGGAUCCUCGACCACCAAGCUAUCACAUCGCAGACACAGAUAUGUCUCUUAAUGAGACCUCUGUCGUCAAUCCAGACAUAUACCUCAAGCAAUGGAAUGUGUUGGGUCAUGUCCGCCAUGAGAUAUUUCUCGAAUCCACCUAUGGAAUUGUUCUCAUAGCCGUUGCCUUUGGCCUCCCAGUGCUGAUGUCCUGGCUGCGAUAUAUGCCCUUCAUGUCCGCCCUCUGCGAUCGUCUCAAACCAUAUAUUCUGUAUCCAAGCAUGAUUGGUACCUAUUCUGUGCAUCCGCUACCAUUCCAGAUUGGAAAUGCCCCAACUGUUGGCCAAGGGCUUUACAUUGCCAUAUUCGUUAUCCUCAAUGUGGUUCUGACCGCUGUGGGCUAUCGCACGGCCCAGCCAAAUGCCUGGUUUAUGAGCUCUUGGCAGGAGCUUAUUGCCUAUCUUCUAUAUAGAACAGGAGCAUUUGCCUUUACGCUUCUCCCCGUUCUACUGGUAUUCUCUUCAAGGAAUAACCUGCUGCUAUGGAUGACAAACUGGUCACAUCCCACGUAUCUAUUGCUGCAUCGCUGGGUCGGUCGACUUUUCACUCUCUACGCUGUGCUGCAUUCUAUCUUUGGUCUGCUGGCCUAUAGACAUUAUGAGAAGACGGUAUGGUGGGCAUGGGGUGCUGCUGCCACUGUGUUCAGCGUCGUGCUUAGCGUUGGUAGCGGACUAUACGUUCGAAGGAAGAAUUACGAAGUUUUUCUGCUCGUACAUAUCAUCCUGAGCGUGAUUAUCAUCGUUGGUUGCUGGUACCAUUUGGUACUGUGGUAUGAGUCGAUGGGUAUGCAUGUUCCAGAUUACACAUCAGGGUAUGAGGUCUGGCUAUACAUUGCGUUUGCGGUUUGGGCUUUUGACCGAAUCAUUCGGAUAGGUCGACUUUUGGGUGCAGGUAUCAAGAGGUCAAAAGUCACAGAUAUCGGUAACGAUUACGUCCGUAUCGACAUUGCGGGAACUCGCUGGACCGAUGAGCCAGGAAAACAUUUAUAUGCAUACUUCCCUACUCUCAGUCUCUACCGGCCGUGGGAGAACCAUCCAUUUUCCAUCAUACCAACAGGACUUUUGCAGACACUGGACGCAUCUUUGGCUGGAUCGCCACUCCAUGACAGUGCUAAUGGAAAAGAUCUUGAGAGCACGCCGCAAAAUACGGUCCGACGUGUCUCUGUAAGCUCUGACGAGAAGCGCAACUCCGGAGACGUGACUCUUUUCGUCAAGAAGGCAAAGGGCAUCACAAAAUAUCUCCAGCCAGCCGAGAAUCUGUUGACCCUCGUCGAAGGACCCUACGGUAACAACAACAAGAACCACAUCUUGCCAUGUGAUCGUGUACUUCUUAUUGGUGGAGGAAUUGGUAUUACCAGUCUUAUCCCUUGGAUUCUGUGCCACUGGAAUGUGAAGCUUGUCUGGAGCGUCAAGGCUUCCGCACAGUGUCUGGUCGACGAGCUUGAACCAUGCAUCAACACAUUGGACCAGGCUCAAAGAAAUAUCUGUAUCGGUAGUCGAUUUGACAUCUCUGCGCUUAUUGACGAAGAGGUGGCCAUGGGAUGGAAAAGGAUUGGUGUAGUUGUGUCUGGGCCGGGGUCGCUUUGUGAUGAUGUCAGAGCAAAGGUGGCAGCAGCAGGCAAGGCUAGUAAGGCUAUAUUUGAGCUUGAGGUAGAUGCUUAUUCUUGGUGA
Molecule: messenger RNA, 2076 nt
Organism: Fusarium venenatum
Lineage: Eukaryota; Fungi; Ascomycota; Sordariomycetes; Hypocreales; Nectriaceae
Biological process (GO): iron ion transport; copper ion import; intracellular iron ion homeostasis
Cellular component (GO): plasma membrane
Molecular function (GO): ferric-chelate reductase activity
Source: RefSeq, a predicted model, not a curated record